AUGUCUUUCCCCAAGCGAGCUCUGAUUGCUGUUACCGACUACAACGGCCCCUUCUACCCCGACGGAUCCAAGACGGGACUCUUCUUCUCUGAGGCCUACGAGCCGUUCGAGGUGUUCCAGAAGGCCGGCUUCGACGUGCAGUUUGUGUCCGAGGACGGCAAGUAUGGCUACGACGCCCAUUCGCUGGACCCCAAGUUUGCCACCGAGGAGCAGCUCGAUGCCCAGAAGAACCCCCAGUCGCAAUACAACCUGGUUCUGGAUGGCAUUCUGCCCGCGUCGGAGAUUGACGCCUCCAACUACAGCGUUUUCUUUGCUGCCGGCGGCCACGGCGCCAUUUUCGACUUUGUCAACGCCCCCGUUCUGGGAAAGAUUGCCGCAGACAUCUACGCUGCUGGCGGCAUUGUCUCUGCCGUUUGCCACGGCCCCGCCAUCUUCGCCUCCAUCAAGAACGAGGAGGGCCAGCCCAUUGUGGCCGGCAAGGUGAUUACCGGUUUCACCGCCGAGGGUGAGAAGGAGAUGGGUGUUUCCGAGGCCAUUACCAAGCACGGCAAGAAGCUGGUGCCCGAGAUCGCCAAGGAGGCCGGUGCCGAGUACCGGGCCCCUCCCACCCCCUUCCAGGACUUUUCCAUCACCGACGAUCGAAUUGUCACCGGAGCCAACCCCGCCUCUGCCAACUCCACCGCCGAGAAGGUGGUUCAGCUGUUUGAUGCCAUUGAUGCUCCCACCCAGUCCGGAGCUUCUGUUCUGAAAUAG
This is a messenger RNA of Yarrowia lipolytica CLIB122, 753 nucleotides long. RefSeq lists its product as uncharacterized. NCBI's taxonomy places the organism in Eukaryota, Fungi, Ascomycota, Dipodascomycetes, Dipodascales. The record is from RefSeq and is a predicted model, not a curated record. Gene Ontology annotation, molecular function: glyoxalase III activity. Gene Ontology annotation, cellular component: cytoplasm.